Gasterosteus aculeatus aculeatus (three-spined stickleback) is the source of this 2029-nucleotide messenger RNA. It is a transcript of the gene g6fl, whose product is annotated as g6f-like. NCBI's taxonomy places the organism in Eukaryota, Metazoa, Chordata, Actinopteri, Perciformes, Gasterosteidae. Gene Ontology annotation, molecular function: protein tyrosine kinase binding; MHC class II protein binding. Gene Ontology annotation, cellular component: external side of plasma membrane; membrane raft. Gene Ontology annotation, biological process: positive regulation of ERK1 and ERK2 cascade; T cell activation; interleukin-15-mediated signaling pathway. The record is from RefSeq and is a predicted model, not a curated record.
ACUUAGAAGGUCACAGUGUUCAAGAGCUGGUGCAGUGAGAACGCCUUUUCCUCUCAUCUUUCAAUUGGUGAUGGAUUCUGCAUUUCUCACCAUUUUUCUUGUUUCUACCUUUGAGGUUUGUUCCUCUCACACAGGCAUCGCAGACUGGGAAGAUGCUAUGGUGGUGAGAGAAGGUGUACCUACGACCUUGGUCUGCACUGAUAGGUCAGUGCGCGGUGCCGUGGCCAUUAACUGGAGGGUGAAGUCACUCGGUGUGGACGAAUGGAAACUGGUUCUAUCGGCCAGCGAAAAGGAGAAGUUCUCUGGUGGUGCCUCAAAGGCUUCCAUGCAAUUGACUGACCCGAACUUUCAAGACACCGGGGUUUUCUCCUUGUCUCUUCUUCCCAGGAAGGAGGACAGCGGCCUCUAUUCAUGCUUGAUAAGGCAACGGGAGAGGAAAGUAAAGGAGAAGAUUAUUCUCUUGGCCGUGCUUACGGUCACUGUUGCCCCCGCUGCACCCGUCCCUCUACGAUGCACUCUGCGGCUGACUGCCAGUGUUAAUCCCAGCUAUGCCGUCACCAAGAUCGCCUGGGCGGCCCCAGGCGGCAUUUCAAUGAAGAGCGUAAAAAUAAAAAAUACAGGCUCAGUGGCCAAGGUGCCACAGGUCCAGAGCAGUGACGACGGGGCCUAUGUGUGCACGGUGCGCCUCUGGGGCAACAGCAGCCACACGCCUUUCGCCUUCCACGUGAACGUGAUUGUUGACGACAAGGUGGCCUCAUUCACCAACAUAACACAUGAGCCGGGGAUCUUCAGCGCCACCCGGGCUCAGACACCGUUUCUCCUGACCUGUCCUGGUGUCCGGGGGGACUACGUCCGGCUGUACUGGGUACCUCCGGACAGCAAGACGCACAGUGAUAUGAAGAGGGUGUACAUGAAUGACUGCUGGGGGGGUUCCACCUAUUCUGCCGAUCCCGGCAAGAGACUCCAGCUCGCAGGUCCACCCUACGAUGCAGAGUCUGGGAGCUUCACCUUCCUUCUCAGCCCUGAGUUGAAAGACGGCGGCCUCUACUUAUGCGAAGUGUUCCUCAAUGACGUCGCCUACAGCCGCAGUACCACGCUCAGCGUGCUGAAAGUUAAAACCCGCCAAUCCUCCUCCAUGCUGGAAUUGGUGUGCCUCUACUCAGAGCGGUCCCAGGUCAAGAGAGCCAAUUGGAAAUACCAGAACAAGACUCGUCAGCUGUCCUUGAUCAGCAACAGCCCCGGCAGCAUCAGCACCAUUCUGCCCUUACCCAUCACCCCUGACACGGCCGGGAACUACACCUGCUCCAUACAGCUGGAAAAUGGGCAGACUGCCACAGCAACGCAAGUUGUCCAACUGCCCCAUGAACCCGGGAGGGAUGUCGAGGGUGUCAUUGUGACCACCCCCUCCCUGCUCCCUUCUCUCUCUGCUUUAUUACUCCUGGUGCCCCUGGUUGCAGCAGCUGUCUUUGUGUUGCUAUGGAGACAGAAAAGGAUUUCUGAUCGCGGUAUUGAGCAGUCUCUGUCUGUCUACUCGGGUGAAGCAGAGAACGUCUAUGAGAAUCCUGACGAUAUCAGACAGCAGGCUCCUCCCCAGGGCUCAGUCUACAUGGAUUUGAAGCCAAGAGGAGAAGAUGAUGUCUAUAAGGAACUGGAGCGAUACUAACAGUGUCAGAGCUGAUCACCUACCGGCAUCUCAUCCACAUCCAGCUGUCACAUCCGCUCAGGUCCCAGUUGCAGCUGAAGGCCUUAUAAACAAAAGUAACAACUGAAUGUCAGAGUUAGGAUUUUAAGAAAAACUUCAGUGCUUCGGGGAAAUGCCUCAAUUGCUUGGAUGUUUUUUCUUUUCUAUUGCUCUUUAUAAGUACUUCAUUACUGAAUUGCUCUGAUGGCUGGUUACCCAUAGAGGAAACAUAAAACGUGUGGAAGUAAUUAUGUUAUAUUCAUUCUUAUUUGAGAAAAAUUGUUUUGUAUUUCUAUGGAUAUUUUUCCUUAAUUAUAUACAUGUUUUAAUAAAUAAUUAUGGAUCGUC